Molecule: messenger RNA, 732 nt
Organism: Arachis stenosperma
Lineage: Eukaryota; Viridiplantae; Streptophyta; Magnoliopsida; Fabales; Fabaceae
Exons: 2
Coding region: 1-732 (243 amino acids)
Source: RefSeq, a predicted model, not a curated record
AUGGGUGAAGGCAAUGCUACGGCGGAAGAUGGUGAGUUUAGUGUCAGAAUGGAAUUUGGUUCGAGAGAGUUGGUGAUUUCUGCAAUCAAAAGCUACACUAUCUCUAGAGGAGUUGAUUAUACUGUGUAUGAGCUUGAGUUGCAGACAUUCUAUGCGAAAUACAAGGGUUAUGGUGCAGGGUGCGAUUGGCUUAUUCGAGCUAGCUUGAUUCGAAAAAAAGCUUGUUGGGAGAUCAGAAGAUACAAUGGAAAACACACGUGCACCAUCGACACGAUUUCACAAGAUCAUGCCAAGUUGGACUCAGAUAUAAUUGCAGAGGCUAUUAAGCCGUUGGUCGAAGCAGACCUGUCGAUAAAGGUGAAGUCUAUUAUUGCAGAAGUUCAAUCCAGAUUCAACUACAUUGUAAGUUACCGCAAGGCUUGGUUGGCAAAGCAGAAAUUUGUCGUAAAAGUUUUUGGUGAUUGGAAAGUUUCUUACCAGACUUUGCCAAUAUGGUUGAAAGCAAUGACUGCGAAGAUGCCAAGGUCUCGUGUUCAAAUUAAAACUCUCACCGUUUACCGUGAGAGUGAGGAGGUUCAAGGUGUAAGAGUACUGCACCGCAUUUUUUGGAGAUUGUAUCCGUGUAUUGUAGCAUUCAUACACUGCAAGCCACUGGUGCAGGUUGAUGGCACACACCUGUAUGGAAAAUAUAAAGGUGCACUUCUGGUUGUGGUUGCACAAGAUGGGAACUAA